AUGGCGCGCCUGGGCUCUGAUUUCAAGCAGUUGGAUGAACUAGGCCAGACGUUGAAGGAUCUCCUGCUAGCUGGUCAGACCAUCUGCUAUUUCUGCGAGCUAAAUGCCACAGAUCCCCGUGGCUUGUCGUCUGCCGAGAAUACAACUCUGCGGCAAAAGGCCACCGAGCUCGAGUUCGACCUAUUGGCCUACCCAUACCAGGGACAGGGCAAUAACGAGCAUGAUGGCGAGCCACACCUGCCAUCGUUCCAGACAGUCGUGCGACUUGCAGCGCUCGGCUUCCUUUCUUUUGCACCUCACACAAUCCUGCCAUCGACAGGCUUGGGCAGGGCUUUGACCCACCACCAGCAGCGAGCAGUACAGCAAUGGCUCCAAGAAGUCAAUUCCAACUGUGGCAUUGCCGAGAUGAGGGCUGUAAUGUGGGCGUUGUUCAUCUUCACGCAAAACGCCCGGGGGCAGCCAGAAGAGGCCUUUUUUGGACGGCUACUAUCCCAGUUCGCCCGUGACUUGUGGCUGCUCAGCUGGCAGGAUAUCGAGACCACCAUCUACGGAUUUCUCUAUAUUCCCAGUCUACAGGCGUCUGUAUGGAAUGACAUCUGGGCUGCGAGCUGCAAAGCUCACACCCCAACGCGGUCUUUGCAACCCUGA
Molecule: messenger RNA, 648 nt
Organism: Exophiala dermatitidis NIH/UT8656
Lineage: Eukaryota; Fungi; Ascomycota; Eurotiomycetes; Chaetothyriales; Herpotrichiellaceae
Exons: 1
Coding region: 1-648 (215 amino acids)
Source: RefSeq, a predicted model, not a curated record